Molecule: messenger RNA, 5003 nt
Organism: Nerophis lumbriciformis (worm pipefish)
Lineage: Eukaryota; Metazoa; Chordata; Actinopteri; Syngnathiformes; Syngnathidae
Gene: ccser2a
Product: coiled-coil serine-rich protein 2a
Biological process (GO): microtubule bundle formation
Cellular component (GO): microtubule cytoskeleton
Molecular function (GO): microtubule binding
Source: RefSeq, a predicted model, not a curated record
CUCUACGGCAAGCAAGAAGGCGUUCCCGGAAAACGAACAAAACCGGGGGGGAAAAUGUGACCGCCGCUACAUGAAUGAUUAUAUUUGUGUUAAACACAGUAACAUUUUGGAUAAAAAUGUUGUAAUACUUGAAGGUGGAAGAAAUCACGGUUAGUGCUCCGCCCCGCUGGAGCCGGACAGGACGUGGGAGUGAGAGAAGUCCUCGGAGGUCACACUUAGUAGUUGGAGGUAGUCAAUUAUUAUUAUUAUUAUUAUUAUUAUUAUUAUUAUUAGUGGUGGUUGUCUACAAACUACAAGUUAAGAUUUAUUGUGGAGCAUUUUUUGUUUUUUUUAGCACGUAUUUUCCUUACUUGACGCUGACGAGGCAGCGGACCGGACAGCCUCGUCUUGCCCGGGAAGCACCGCCUGCCACCGGGCUGCUACUUUUACGCCUUCCCGGCAUCUACACGGUUCUUUACACAAGUUUAUUCAUGCGACCUUCCACACUUCUAUGGAAAGCAAACUUCAUAUUUUUGAAAUGCUGUUUAUUUAACUUGUGCAAGCUAACCUGGCUAGCAUCACAACGGACUGUUUGCUACCUUCCUGUCUGCUACUAAAUCAGUUGUGCCUGAGUCCAUGGUCAUUAAUGUCUCUCUCGGCAUCUAAUGGAAGAUAAAGCAUCCACCAGGUUUGCCAUGGUUUCGAGACUGCCCAAGUUCGGCGGGCGCUCGGCGAGUAGCGGUUCCACCACCCUUUCCAACGGUUUGCCGACCCAGGAUGCCAAGACAACUCCCCUUCCUCCUGUAGUAUCGCGGCCAAAUGGUGUGAUUAAAACCUCUCCCUUUUCCCUGAAGUGGAAGAGAGAUGAAGGAGCAACCUCUUCCAGCGUUACCUUUCCCACCAAUCCUGUGGAUGGAGGUAAAGAUAAGCCUUCAAGACCGCUUCCUGCAACAGUAAAGGCCCCAGGGACACCUAUAAUGCGGAGGUCUGGUGCAUUGAUGGUGGCUGUCUCGAGCCCGAAAACCAUCCCUAAGCAAACCCUAAAGCUGGGUCCCAGGGAAGGAUCCAAACUGAGUCCAGGCCCUAUGAACGGAGCGCCUAAAAUACACCUCAAUGACCCAGGAAUCUCUGCAGGGUCUGAUUCCCGCCUUGCACGACCCAAGUUAUAUUCCCCGAGAAGCAGCUCCCAAGACAGCCUUUCCCAGUCCAGUGAAAGCUUGAAGACCUUGGCUCUGGACAAGAUGGUGCGCUCAAACAGCUUCACCCACUUCAAGCAGAUCCCCUCUCCCAGCAGCCAGCCCAUAAUACGCUCCUUCUCCUUUAACCGGGCUGUGGAACUAGCCAAACCUCUCACCAACACUCAGCUCAGACCGCCUCGAAGUAGUUUCCUCAAACCUCCCCAUCUUAGCAAUGGAAGAUUAGGUUUAGGACUUGGGGGUAUCAAUGAAAACCAUGGUGGGUCUGGAUCUUCUAGUAACGGGAUUGGAGGUCUUCAGUACAGCAGAACCGCUCCUGCUACCUCCUCUUCAAUAUCACCAGCGCCCACUACUCCCGUUGCUCUGAAGAAGCCUCUACUCUCCACUUUCAACAAGUCACUGGGAAAUACCAAUGGAUCUUUGGGCUACAAGCUGACAAAACCUGGACAGACCAAGCAGAAAAAGACUUCUUUUCUUCCAGGUUGGCUGAAAGGCGACGUCAAAGCUUCGUCGGCCACUCAAUGUGGGGAUCUGUCAAAGACAGAGAGAGAUUCCGAGCCAGUUGAAGAGGCUGAAGACCCUCAUAGUAGUCAAAAUCCUGCUGACGGACAAGAAAAGGAUAGCAGUGGUCUGACACAAAGCUCAGCAGACCCGGCAGGCGGUGAUGGUCAGGAGGACAUGUCCCUGUCUUCUGCUUCCUCCCCAGACCGAGGUAACACCAGUGAAGAGUUUCUAGACGACUUGGACAGCGUGGGAGACGUGUUCAGUGAUGGGGACAUUCAUGACCAUAAGAAUACUGGCUCGGAUGGUUUUCUUGACGAUAACGGAGACUGGGAUCUGGCAGACCACAACGAAGAGAGCCCUAUGGAGGACUCCCAGGGACCACUUGUGAGGUCUCCAGUGGAGGCUGAUCUCUGCCAGGCUUCAUCCUUGGAGCUGUCACCUUCCGACAGCUCUGGGGGAACUUACAUGUGGGAUGAAGAAGGUCUGGAACCCCUCGGAGGGCCCGGGACACAUCCGUGUGAUCUCUAUGAUGACUCCAAGCUCAACAGAAUGGUGCAUCCCAUUGAGCUUGAUGUACUUUAUCCCCUGAAAGACAUCCUGAACAACCUGCCCCCUCCAGGACCACGGGACGAUGACGACCUCAUGCUGGACGUCGACCUCCCGGAGGAUGGCCUACAUGAUGCUGACAGGAUGUCCAACGGGGAAAGCGCGGCUCGGCGGCAGGCACAGCGGCGAAGGCAUCAACGCUGGAGCGGACCGGCCGGAUUCGACGCAGGGACACAAUCCCCGCAGGGCCUCAAAUCUUCAAAGAUGUCCCCGCAGGCCGGCCCCUCCGAGGCCAGGCGGCAGGGUUCGGCUGCCUCGCCGGAUGAACUCUCGCUGGAACACUUGAGCCAGGACUGCAGCUCGGUCAAGAAGCAGCUGCUCAGGCUGAGGAACCUGCUGCAGCGUGAGGAUCCUGACUUGCCAGCAGCAGAUGUUGUCCAGGACGGUGAAGGCAACACCGCCACUGCGGCCCAGUGUGAAGAGCUGCUGAAGGAGGUGCUCAUGCUGAGAGAAGAAGUGAGGACCAGGGACAAGACCAUACUUCAGCUGACUCUGCAGUGUCAGCAGCAACACCCGCAAUGUCAGUGCCGCCAGCAGAGGGCGCCCUCGCUGCUGCGCCCGCCCGCCCACCAGCGUCACGACAAGGCCACCCAGACCCACUGGAGACCGCCCGGACGCCCUGCGAGUCUCGCCCAGCGUCACCUUCCUCUCCAUGUCCGCCAGCAGGAGGCGUCAGUAAGAACUCUCACCGAGGACCGCACUGAAGGAAGACCGUGUGAUGACGCUCCUCUCCAUGGUCUGGUGUCAGCAGCGGAGCUCAGUCGCCUGCUGGGUGCUCACGGUUCAAGUUCAGGGGCUCAACUGGCGUCCCCGAACUUGGCGCCCGGCUGUGGUACGGGUGUGCCCCUCCCCGCCGCCACGCCGCUCAGACACUCGUCUUCGCUGGCCGGCAGGACCAGGCAGCUCCCGCCUCCGUCCAGGGGCCUUCCUGGCUUUAACACCAACACCCGGCCUCACCUCCCCGGCCUGAGUCGCACCUCGCCGCCCCGGCCCGGCGGUGGUCCCGACUCCAAGAUGUGGGCUCGCUCGUGUCUCCCCAAGCCAAAGAUUCCCUGAGCAGGUGUGGACUCCACCUGCCGUAGCACCGUGUCACUUUCAUGACUUAGGAAAUCCAUUUCAUGCUCGGCCCGACCCGCGUGUGCGCAAACUUUCAAGACGGUGACCUUUACCGCACGGCGCUGACGGGCGAGCUGGAAACUGAACGUGCCCAAAGAAAAUGUAGCUGAGCGGACACAGCAUUAGGUACAGGCAGUCCAAGAAUAUGGAUGUCUUCUUUAAGGUAGUACUCACACUUUUGUUCCACCUCAGAAUAUCUUCUUUAAGGAAGUACUCACACUUUUGUUCCAUCUCAGAAUAUCUUCUUUAAGGAAGUACUCACACUUUUGUUCCACCUCAGAACAUCUUCUUUAAGGAAGUACUCACACGUUUGUUCCACCUCAGAACAUCUUCUUUAAGGGAGUACUCACACUUUUGUUCCACCUCAGAAUAUCUUCUUUAAGGGAGUACUCACACUUUUGUUCCACCUCAGAAUAUCUUCUUUAAGGAAGUACUCACACGUUUGUUCCACCUCAGAACAUCUUCUUUAAGGAAGUACUCACACUUUUGUUCCACCUCAGAAUAUCUUCUUUAAGGAAGUACUCACACGUUUGUUCCACCUCAGAACAUCUUCUUUAAGGGAGUACUCACACUUUUGUUCCACCUCAGAAUAUCUUCUUUAAGGGAGUACUCACACUUUUGUUCCACCUCAGAACAUCUUCUUUAAGGAAGUACUCACACUUUUGUUCCAUCUCAGAAUAUCUUCUUUAAGGAAGUACUCACACUUUUGUUCCACCUCAGAACAUCUUCUUUAAGGAAGUACUCACACUUUUGUUCCAUCUCAGAAUAUCUUCUUUAAGGAAGUACUCACACGUUUGUUCCACCUCAGAACAUCUUCUUUAAGGAAGUACUCACACUUUUGUUCCAUCUCAGAACAUCUUCUUUAAGGAAGUACUCACACUUUUGUUCCACCUCAGAAUAUCUUCUUUAAGGGAGUACUCACACUUUUGUUCCACCUCAGAACAUCUUCUUUAAGGAAGUACUCACACUUUUGUUCCAUCUCAGAAUAUCUUCUUUAAGGAAGUACUCACACUUUUGUUCCAUCUCAGAAUAUCUUCUUUAAGGAAGUACUCACACUUUUGUUCCACCUCAGACUAUCUUCUUUAAGGAAGUACUCACACUUUUGUUCCACCUCAGAAUAUCUUCUUUAAGGAAGUACUCACACUUUUGUUCCACCUCAGACUAUCUUCUUUUAGGAAGUACUCACACUUUUGUUCCAUCUCAGAAUAUCUUCUUUAAGGAAGUACUCACACUUUUGUUCCAUCUCAGAAUAUCUUCUUUAAGGAAGUACUCACACUUUUGUUCCACCUCAGACUAUCUUCUUUUAGGAAGUACUCACACUUUUGUUCCACCUCAGAAUUGAUUAAUUGAUUGAGACUUUUAUUAGUAGAUUGCACAGUACAGUACAUAUUCCCUACAAUUGACCACUAAAUGGUAACACCCCAAUAAGUUGUUCCACUUGUUUAAGUCGGGUUCCACGUUAAUCAAUUUGUGGUCAAGAAAACUCUCCAAGUACCACAUUAGGUCCAAAUAUUCAUUCAAAUCUAUUUAUUUAACAAAUAUAUUUAAUAUUUUUGGCCACUUUGAAAAGUAACACUGUGUUUUGAAUAUGGAAAAAAUAAA